AUGGCAACCAAUCAACCAAAGGCUAUAAACAACAUUGAAUACUACAAUAUCAUUAACUUUGACACUACUACAAAUACAUAAGUACAUACAUAUGUACAUAGCAUAUAAAAGAAACUUUGAAGGUUAUAGUUGAUUUGGUCGUAGUACGGAACAAAUCGGCACGUAGCUCUUCUUAGACCUUCAAAGGUCUUGACUAUGCCUAAUACUCACUCCUUAACUUUACCUCCAAAACUACGAGACAACAAAGUAGUUGAAGAUGAAGGGUCACCGUCGCGUGAUGUACUCAUCUUCUUUAUCUCCGGAAAUCCCGGCCUCAUUGGCUACUAUGAGCCCUUCUUGUCAACUCUCCGGACACUCCUAGAUGAGACUAACUUGCUCCGAAAUGCUCGCUUUCAAAUAUACGGUCAGAAUCUAGCCGGCUUCUCUGACGACGACCAUGAACCUUUCACGACGGACAGGAAGCCUCAUAGUCUUGAAUAUCAGAUCCAGCAUACCCUCACUGUUCUAAAACAGCUACGCAUCGAAUCUGGUCCGCGUAGAGGACUACCGUACGACGAUAUCCUGCUCAUCGGGCAUUCUGUUGGUGGAUACAUCACUCUCGAGCUCUUUCAUCGCCUUCUCCGAGAUCCAAGUUUGGCUCCUCAUGUCCAUCUUACUUCCGGCAUCCUCCUCUUUCCAACCAUUCAUCAUAUUUCGAGCUCCCCAAGUGGGUGGAAGCUCAAUUUGCUUCGCAAAACACCCAUACUUGGCGACAAUGCAUACCGCAUUGCUCAAACAAUUUUGCGUCUCUGCCCGCAUAAUGCCCUUCAUUGGCUUGUACGCAGGGUCUUGGGCUUCUCGGCUCACGGGGUAGAAACAACGACGCGCUGGCUCAAAAGCCGAGACGGCGUAUGGCAGGCUUUACACAUGGGCAUGGACGAGAUGAAAGUCAUCGGGGAAGAACGGUGGGGCAACGAAUUGUGGGAGAUAGCCCACGAAGCCGAAGCUCACGACAGAGAAAUUCCCACCUUCUUCUUCUUCUUCGGUAAGAAUGAUCAUUGGGUAGCGAAUGAGCAUCGAGAUGGGUUUAUCAAGAGGCAGAAACAUUCGAAACGUACGAGAUUAAUAGUGGACGAAGGAUGUAUUCCACAUGCCUUUUGUAUACAUCACAGCGAGAUCAUGGCAGAAAAGGUCAAAGCAUGGAUUCUCGAGAUGUACGGUGCGAGCUAGCAAUCCCUUCGGCCUGAAAUCCCUUAGUACUUCAGACAAUACGUAGAACUACGUUGUACAUAUGUCAGCAUCCCGGAAUACCAAACCGG
Molecule: messenger RNA, 1298 nt
Organism: Hypoxylon fragiforme
Lineage: Eukaryota; Fungi; Ascomycota; Sordariomycetes; Xylariales; Hypoxylaceae
Exons: 2
Coding region: 196-1209 (337 amino acids)
Biological process (GO): lipid storage
Cellular component (GO): lipid droplet
Molecular function (GO): lipase activity
Source: RefSeq, a predicted model, not a curated record